AUGCCUAACUCAAGCGAGCGGUUGUGUUUUGGUGGCUCUCUGGACCAGGGCGGUCUAGAAUGGAUUGAAGGCCAGAUAGACAAAGCUGCAAGUCGUUGCCACUACUGUGGUACCAUUGUUGACCCUCAGACUUCCUUGGCAUUGACUGGAGGAGAAGGUGGACGAGGCUUUCCACAUCACCUGGAUCUUGAGGUUCAAGGACAAGGACAGCAAGUCAUGAGGAAGCCUCAUUUCAACAACAGCCUUUACCUGGGCUCUGGACCACUUCAUGGUUACAUCCAGGAUGACGGCAGCUUAAAUGGCCAGCCACCCAAAGAAGAGUCGGGGUUUUACAGGGACGACCAGCACCUGCUCUCAAGAUCACCCUUGCGUUAUGGGCCCGGCAUGCCCGGGUUGAGGCCUUCUUGGGAUCAAGCACAGAGAAGGGCCACACCUACUGUACAAGCCUCGAGUUCUACACCUAUCCCCAUGCCUCAUCCCCCACCACCUCCUCCCCCACCUCCUCCUCUUCCUGUUCAUGAGCUGAGCCGUUUGUACAGGGAAACUCUGGGAUCUAAGAUUAUCUUAGACGCGCAGCGUAUUGCAGGCAGCUCUCCUUCUACUGCAGUCUACGGACCUCAGACCUCUCUCUCUACUUAUGCUGCUGACCAACCAUCUGUCUCUGCUCAACAAACAUUAAACAAUUCCAGCAGUUUUUCCUUGGAUCCACGUCAGUCAGCUGCCACCAGUUCCGUGGUGGACCCAGCUUCUCAGGGAAUGGACGGAGCUCUCCCUCGUGCUUAUGGGGCGGUGGCCUCCCACAGACUUCCUUAUGACCCCAGCUAUGAUCCCAGCUCAGCCAUGAUGGCUGCCACAGCUGGCAUGUCCUCCAACUUGCCUCCUCACCAUCCCAGCGCCACAGACCCCAAGAAGAUGGUGGACCCUGCCUUUUUGGCCCUUUUACGAGCAGAAGGUCUGGCUGAGAGCACCAUCACCCUCCUGCUGCAACAUGGGUUCGAUUCCUCUCCAAUGCUGGGGAUGAUGGAGGACCAUGACAUUCGCUCCGUAGCCCCAAACUUGGCUCAGGCCCGCGUUCUUUCCCGUAUGGUGCUCGGUUACAAAACCGGCGGGGCUGCGACUCGCACCCGAUCCAACAGCUUCAGCCAUUGCAAUGACUUUUACAUGCAGCCCCAAGGUUUGAGCAUGGAUCCGGGUCUGAUGCAGCAACCUCCCUCCGCUAUUCAAACCGUAUCCCCCAGAAUGGGAGAGUUUCUCGGAAGAAGACCCAGCACCGCUCCAUCCCAACACCUGCUGGAGACCGCCACCUAUCCAGGAUCUCGUCCCCUGACAACUGGAGCGUUCCCAGUCAGCCCUGUCGGAUACAGCAAUGCUGUGACACAGGGAAGACCCUUCUCUAUGUACAACGCCCACACUGGUUUAGCCAUGUCUGCUCUUGGCCAACAGCCUCCGCGCGCCCCGGUCACCCCUGGAGCUGCCCCCAAAACCUUCUCCGGGUCUUACUCACCCAUGGAGCUUAUGAAACGGGCCCCCAACCUUCCUCUAGCAUCCCCGAUCGCGGCUCCGAGCCCCCUCCACAGCCCACAACUUCUACGGAAAGGGAUGAGUGUCGCUCCUGAGAAUAACAUCGCCCCCGCGAAUUCUUCCUCCACUCUCCAAGCGCAGAGCUUUAACAACAACAACAACAAGCUGGUCGGGCGGCGCACUGGUCCACCUGUCAUCGUCUCUACCAUGACCACCACGCCUGACACAAGCAUCCGGCCGCAGAUAAUGAACGGGCCGAUGCACCCACGCCCCCUGGUGGCGCUGCUGGACGGGCGCGACUGCACGGUGGAGAUGCCCAUCCUGAAGGACCUGGCCACCGUGGCCUUCUGUGACGCACAGUCCACGCAGGAGAUCCACGAGAAGGUAGGGACUGGAAGGAGCGUGAAUAAAGUUAUUGUUUGUUUAUAAUCUGUAGAUAAUCAAUCAAAGUUG
Entelurus aequoreus (snake pipefish) is the source of this 1974-nucleotide messenger RNA. RefSeq lists its product as uncharacterized. The record is from RefSeq and is a predicted model, not a curated record. Bases 1 to 1950 code for a protein of 649 amino acids. The transcript is spliced from 2 exons. NCBI's taxonomy places the organism in Eukaryota, Metazoa, Chordata, Actinopteri, Syngnathiformes, Syngnathidae.